Octodon degus (degu) is the source of this 256-nucleotide messenger RNA. RefSeq names its product 6.8 kDa mitochondrial proteolipid. The record is from RefSeq and is a predicted model, not a curated record. The coding region runs from base 74 to 256 and encodes 60 amino acids. NCBI's taxonomy places the organism in Eukaryota, Metazoa, Chordata, Mammalia, Rodentia, Octodontidae. The transcript has a single exon. Gene Ontology annotation, cellular component: mitochondrion.
AGGUGCCCGCGCAGUCGGUGACCUUCCCAGGUGAGCGGUGUCCGCCGAGGCCUGGGUGGUUGGUCCUGCGGAGAUGCUUCAAAGCUUAAUUAAAAAUGUCUGGGUCCCUAUGAAGCCGUACUAUACCCAAGUCUACCAGGAGAUCUGGAUAGGAAUGGGGUUGAUGAGCUUCAUUGUUUAUAAAAUCAGAAGUGCAGAUAAAAGAAGCAAAGCCUUAAAAGGUUCAAGUCCUACACCUGGUCACGGUCACCAUUAA